AUGCCCAACAUAGGAAAGUCAACACUUUUUCAGAUGCUAACUAAGACGAAUCUUGGCAAACCGGCGAAUUAUCCUUUUGCAACUAUUGACCCUGUUUCAGCAAAAGUGCCAGUUCCUGAUCCUAGGUACGAGUUGCUCUGCGAAAAAAUGAAUCCAGAAAAACGAAUUCCAGCGCAGUUGACGAUUUAUGAUACAGCAGGUCUUGUUCGGAAUGCAAGCAAAGGACAAGGAUUGGGAAACGCAUUUCUAUCCAACAUUCGAACCGUGGAUGCCAUAUUUCAGCUUGUCAGAGCCUUUCCCGAACCAGAUGUCACUCAUGUUGAAGAGACUGUGGAUCCUCUUCGAGAUUUACAAAUUAUUCAAGAGGAGCUUCUGUUGAAAGAUGCAGAAUUCGUAGAAUCAUUCCUUAAAAAAGAAAGCCGAUCCUCUAAAGUACCCGGUAAAGCAAAGGAAGUCGCAAAAAAGGUAUUGCAGUGUGUAUUAGAUGAUGGUUGUCCUGUUUCCAAACGCUCUUGGUCUGACGAGGAAGUACCUUUUCUCAAUUCUUUUAAUUUACUUACUGCCAAACCCGUUGUAUACCUUGUUAAUAUGGAUGAAGAUGAUUUCUUGCAAAAAAACAAAGGAUCGCUACAAAGAAUUGAAGCUUGGGUUGAAAAACAUAGUCCUGGAGAUACCAUUAUUCCUCUAUCUGUCAUUUUCGAAGAACAGCUUUUCUUGCUUUCACCCGAGGAAUUGGAAGAGGAAUGUUCUAAUUUACAGGUUUCUAGUCAGUUACCUAUAAUCAUCCAAUCUGGAUAUUCUGCUCUCUCUCUCAUGCAUUACUUUACAGCGGGAAACAACAUCGUCCAAGCUUGGACGAUCCCACUGGAAACAAAGGCUCCUGACGCUGCUGGAGCCAUCCACACAGAUUUUAAAAAAAAAUUUGUUGCAGGUGAAAUUACCAAUUUUGAGGAUUUUCAAAAGUAUGGUACAGUAGAAGCCUGCAAAACAGCUGGAAAGACUGUUGUUAAAGGAAAAGAUUAUGUUGUUCAACCAGGUGAUAUUGUAUAUUGGAGAAUUGCACGAUAA
This is a messenger RNA of Schizosaccharomyces octosporus yFS286, 1068 nucleotides long. RefSeq names its product GTPase Ylf2. The record is from RefSeq and is a predicted model, not a curated record. Gene Ontology annotation, molecular function: ATP binding; ATP hydrolysis activity; GTP binding. Bases 1 to 1068 code for a protein of 355 amino acids. Gene Ontology annotation, cellular component: cytoplasm. The transcript is spliced from 3 exons. NCBI's taxonomy places the organism in Eukaryota, Fungi, Ascomycota, Schizosaccharomycetes, Schizosaccharomycetales, Schizosaccharomycetaceae.